Symbiodinium sp. CCMP2592 is the source of this 2574-nucleotide messenger RNA. Lineage: Eukaryota; Dinophyceae; Suessiales; Symbiodiniaceae. The record is from the annotation of a GenBank genome assembly.
AUGGCAACCUCCUUCACGGGAAGCCCCCUGCUUGUGAAGAAGUCCAAACUGGAGGAAAGGCCUCGCCGACCUUCGCUGGCUGGGAAUGCGUCAGAACCUCUCCUUCCCAAAUCGAUGGAAGCGGGUCGCCGCCCGCGUGGAUUGCCAGCACCAGGAGCCCUGCAGCCCGCAUUGGCUACGUCCACGAGGCAUGCACAAGCGACAAGCGCCCCCAUGCUGGGUACGAGACCCAGGUCACUAGACACGGCGAGAUAUGAUUACAAGGCUCCCCAUAAGCCACUGCCGACUUUACACGCUGAAAUGCAGGCUUCCGGCAGCCAUGUACAUGUCCACCAGCGGAAGGUGUCUCCGGCACCGACCGUGUCAGAGGAGGAAAACGAAUUAUUGAGGUGCUGUAGACAAAUGGUGUGUUGCAAGGAAAGGAAGGAACCCACAAAGACAUCGCGAUUCUGUAUCAUUAUCGGUGUCGUCUUGUGGAGCGGUGCAAGCGCAUUCCAGGUAGCACUUUGUUCUUCCAUGGUGGAAGCAAGCCAAACGUUGCAUGACUCCGUGAACUGGAGCCUCUGCAUAGCGCAUCACUUUGCGGCCGAAGUGCUUCAUGGUUCAACCUGGUUCCUGGGUACAGAGCCUGCCCUUCGUCGGUUUAACAGUGUUGGUAUCGCCCUUGAUGCAGACAGCGUCGCCAGCAAGACACUUGGAAGCGUUAUGGCAAACUCGGAAGAUUUCUCACGGAAGCAUGACAUGCUCCUGCGCCGGCUGCAGCACAUCUCCAGUAAUUUAGAAGCAGUCGGCUUGGGCCGACGUCUGUUUGACCACCGCUGCGUUUUUUGCAAUUUGGCUCUUGGUGUCGGCGAGGGAGCUGCUUCCUCCCUUCCUUUAGGCUACCCUUCAGUCGGACUUUUGCACGCCUUGGAGCAGCAAAUUUCGGCUUCAUCUUCGCAGGCUACUGCGACGAUUCGACAGAUCGCUGCAACACAUUUGACUAAGCAGAACCUGACCGACUUGGCUCAGUCCAUGAAAUAUGCCAACAUCUCGUUCAGCUUGUUCAAUGAGGCCGUAGUGAAAGAGGCGGUUGCAAAGCUUUGGGUUAAGAACCGGCCACACAUUGAUACGGUCGAGUCGAUCCGGCACUUGCUCUUUGUGUCUGUGUCCGUUCUAGCUGGCCUGGGUGCCAUCAUUGGCUGGGCAGCCUUUCUCCGUACGCGGUAUAAGUAUGCGAAGAUGGGUGAGGAUCCACACGCACGCCCGCCAAGCGGGAGACUGCAUCUAGUCUCAUGGUGCUGUGCUUUUUUGCACACCUUCCUUGCCCUUACACUCGGGUCCAGCCUUUUUAUUCUCACGGUUCCGGUGGCAGAAACCUGCGUCUUCGUCCGAAGCGAACUUCUAACUUUCGAAGGUUUGGAAAGGUACGCUUCGGUAUUCGGCGUCUUCCUGACCGAUGAGGACACGAAUGAAGCAAGGGCAGCUAGAGAAGCGGUAAGGCUCGCACAGACUUGCCUUUCUCGAAACCGGACUGGGGACAUGCUCACUGCUAUCGGUUUGGGUGGAUCUAAGCUGGAUUUUCAGAGCGAGCUGGCCGAGAGCUUCUACCAGCUCGAUGACAAGCUGGCUGAGCCACCUCUAGGCGUGCAAUCUGCAGACCUAGUUCAGAGGUUGAUUGAUGCAGCAGAAGACUUUGGUGGCACAUUUUUGCUCGACCCUGUGGGACCAGACAACGAGACUGAGUCUUAUGGCAGGCUGGAGCUAGGAUCCAAUGUGGAGGGUCUUCUUCUGAAUUCUGGGUUGGCUGCCGAUGAUCAGAUAGCCCCUGACAGUGUCACAACCAUACGUGGACUCAACACCUAUGCGGAGCUGAUUGCUGGGCCUGGUCAAUAUACAUUUCUCUCCGGCACUUCGGGUGGCGGCUUUGUAAUAUCUCCGACUCGGCCCUCAGAAUCAGAGCUUGAGUCGCUGCCAACAGAUGUCGGCAAUGCCUUGCGCUAUGCGCAGAACAAGGAGAAACUCUUGGCCGCAGAUGCUUUGCAAUGCAAUGUGAUGUCUGACGACGGCUCCAUUCACUUCCGAGCUUGUGGUGUGCACGAGUUUCAUGAUCAUGUCAUUGCAGAGGCGGGCUUGCUGAAGGCAGCACUGGCAGAAACGACGGAGAUGGCAGAUGCAGUCCAGAUCUUGUUCGCGCGAGACCUGAAGUCAGAGCUUCUUCCAACAUUGACGUCAUUGAGGAGCUUGAGAUCUUUGCUAAAUUGCGCAGCUAUGUGGCAGCGGGUGGAGGAAUUGGAUACGUCUUUCUGUGAUGACAUCGCCAACACUAUUUCGCGUGGGGCUGCCCAGAGCAUGGCUCAAGCCUUGGCAGCAUUCGUUGGACUGGUCGUCCAGUACAAAAUCUGGCGCCGAUUAAAGGACAACAAGACCCUGCAGGAUGAACUUGGCCGCUACGAGAAGAAACUACAGCAGCACAUGAGGCAGCUGAUGCAGUUUGAUGCAGCUCCACAAGAGAGCAAACAUCUCCACAAUCCGCGGCUGCCUCAAAUGGAAACAGAUAUCCAGGUGAACAUUCAAGGCCUCAGCUUGGACUGA